AUGAAUAAUCUUGACCAAAAGAUGGAAGAUAUUUCGAAAUCAAAUCAAUAUUUGCCAAAACCAGGAAAAUCAACAAUAUUGGAAAUUGAUGUAAUAACCCGUUGGAAUUCAUUUCAAGAUUUGCUUGGAAAUUUAAUAUUAAUGGAACCAAAAAUUAAUUAUAUCUUUCUUCAACAUAAACUUGGAUUUCAAAAUUUUACAUAUGAUGAAUGGGAAGAUAUAAAAAUCAUUUUCAAAUUAUUAACACCUCUUUAUGUUCUUACCCUAAAAUUUUCGGAACAUCAUUGCUUAAUCAGUGAAACCUUUCCAUCAAUGCUAAACUUAAUUUUAACUUAUGAAUCCCAUCUUCAUUCAUUUAUUUAUAUAAAAUUUAAAGGAAAUAUAUGUAGAAUAUUAUCAAAGCUAUAUAAAUAUUUUAUUUUAAUGGACAAAAAUGAUUUAUAUUACAUAUCAGUAAUUUUAAAUCCAAACCAUAAAAUCAAUUUUUUUGAACUUCAAUAUUUAAAUAAUAAAAAAUCUUUUUAUAUUCAGAUAUUGGAAAUGCUUUAUGAAAAGGAAUUCAAAAAACUUUAUAAUAAAGAACCAACUAUAGAUAACCAUAUAUCCGUUCAAGAUGAUGAACCUUUAAUUCAAAUGCUUAUUGAAGAAAAAAAAGAAACAAAUACAUAUAUUUCAAAGUAUAAAGAAAUCCAAAAAUACUUAAAAGAAAGUUUAGAUCAUAGAAAUGAUAUAAUAAAAUAUUGGAAAGAAAAUAGUAUUAAAUAUCCAACAUUAUAUUCAAUUGUAAGAAAUGUACUUUCAGUUGCUUCUUCGUCCGUUGAAAUUGAAAGAACAUUUUCGGGUGCUAAAUUGUUGGUUACAGACAACAGAUCAAAUUUGGGUUGGGAAAGAAUAGAACAAUGUGUGUUAUUAAGGGAAUGGGCAAACAUUUCAAGAGUAGAUAUUGUCGAAAACUCUGUCAUUUAUAAUUAUUCAAAUAUUUCAAAAAUGGUAUGA
Dictyostelium purpureum is the source of this 996-nucleotide messenger RNA. RefSeq lists its product as uncharacterized. Bases 1 to 996 code for a protein of 331 amino acids. The record is from RefSeq and is a predicted model, not a curated record. The transcript has a single exon. Gene Ontology annotation, molecular function: protein dimerization activity. Lineage: Eukaryota; Evosea; Eumycetozoa; Dictyosteliales; Dictyosteliaceae.